AUGUUAGUGCCCAAACGCUAUGUGCGGUUCGGGAUCUCGCUGCUGUUGCUCUUAGGAGCAGUUUGGCUUUUGGAAGCGUUCUUGCGCUUUCAACAGCAAGCAUUUCUUUCUUCUCCAAUGAGCUUGGUAUCAAUUACUCACCGAGAUAACCAAGCAGAUUUUGAUGCGCUUAAGAUUAUUGAUGCACUUAAGGAACAGCCUCAGGACCGCAAUUUAGUGAUCUCCAUUGGUGUCAUGACAUGUCUCUACGCUGGAACGUUCCGGGAACUUUGCCCGUCGUCCCGUAAGUAUGGGGUGGGUAAUCCGGACUCUCUUUUGGCAGAUAAAGCCGCUUGUAAAGUCAUCAGGAAGGAUUUAGCACGAAAAAGACGUUUCCGGUUUGUGGGUGUGUCGCACUACCUCUUUUAUGAGACAAUUUCACUCUCACAAGCAAUUGAAUAUCUUUCUGGCUCAGCAAAGCCGAUAAAUGCACUUCAAGAUUUUAACAAAGACAUCCCGGAACAUUACGAUAACACGGCAGCUUUUCACGCCCUAAAUGAGCGAAACAUACGAAAUUGGACCUUUGUCAGUGAUGUAGACGUCAUUUUUGGCGCGGGCGCUGUGGACCCUCGAUCAGGUUGGACUCUUUCGAGUAAAUUUCCACUGAAAUUAGGUUCCACCCUCAAAUAUGUCUCGCUCAAGAGGCCUGCCUCAACUGUAGAAUCCGAGCACAACAUUCGUCUCCACGUCGGUCCUCAAAACACUUUUAAGAUAGUGCAGCUAGCUGACCUCCAUUUCAGUGUCGGAGAUGGUCGCUGUCGUGACGAAUUUCCCAAGCAUGACGAAUGUCAUGCAGACCCUAAAUCCACAGCUUUUAUCGAGCAGGCCUUGGAUUCUGAGAAGCCGCAAUUGGUUGUGUUUACUGGAGACCAAAUAAUGGGACAGGAAUGCUUUUUAGAUUCCACUUCAGCCUUGCUUAAGGUCGUUAAGCCGGUCAUAGACCGGAAAAUUCCAUACGCAAUGGUAUGGGGCAAUCACGACGAUGAAGGGAGCUUAGAUAGAUGGCAGCUUUCAAAACUAGCACAGUCAUUGCCUUACUCCAUGUUUAAAAUUGGUGAGAAGGACACAAAUGAUAAUACUUUCGGAGUUGGAAAUUACGUUCAUCAUAUCUAUGACGAGAAUGGUGACGCCUUGUCAGCCUUGUAUUUUCUAGAUGCGCACAAGUACUCCCCCAAUACGAAGGCUUAUCCUGGAUACGACUGGAUCAAAGAGGAGCAGUGGAAGUUCUUUGAUCAGUACGUAGAUGAUUUUUCUGAGCAAGGAAAAUCGCUAUCGAUGGCUUUCUUUCACAUCCCCUUACCAGAGUAUCUCGACUUUCAAUCAAAAAGUACAUCUGACUCUCAAAAUCCUAUUGUUGGCAACGCGAAGGAAGGAAUCACGGCCCCCAAAUACAACUCUCAGGGUCUGAAGACUUUGUCGCGAUUAGGCGUUAAGGUAGUCACCACGGGUCACGACCAUUGCAAUGAUUUUUGUUUACUUGAUGAUUCUAUAUCGCCUGCCAAUGAAGACAAAAUCUGGCUGUGUUUUGGUGGUGCUGGUGGUGAAGGAGGUUAUGCUGGAUACGGCGGGACGGAACGCAGGAUCAGAAUUUUUGAGCUAGAUUAUACGGAGAGAAAAAUUGUGAGCUGGAAAGUGUUGAACAGUUCGCCCACCAUCCCCUUUGAUCGGCAAAUACUUGUCAGCGAUGGCAUUCCAAAAACUGAUUCACUUGCAUGA
Molecule: messenger RNA, 1755 nt
Organism: Lachancea lanzarotensis
Lineage: Eukaryota; Fungi; Ascomycota; Saccharomycetes; Saccharomycetales; Saccharomycetaceae
Gene: DCR2
Product: LALA0S01e15346g1_1
Exons: 1
Coding region: 1-1755 (584 amino acids)
Cellular component (GO): cytoplasm
Molecular function (GO): phosphoprotein phosphatase activity
Source: RefSeq, a predicted model, not a curated record